Messenger RNA from Sardina pilchardus (European sardine), 2415 nucleotides. RefSeq names its product protocadherin alpha-C2-like. Gene Ontology annotation, molecular function: calcium ion binding. The coding region runs from base 1 to 2415 and encodes 804 amino acids. The transcript is spliced from 2 exons. Gene Ontology annotation, biological process: homophilic cell-cell adhesion. NCBI's taxonomy places the organism in Eukaryota, Metazoa, Chordata, Actinopteri, Clupeiformes, Clupeidae. The record is from RefSeq and is a predicted model, not a curated record. Gene Ontology annotation, cellular component: plasma membrane.
AUGGAGUCUCGCGAAAGCGCACAUAUAAGGUAUGUGUCAGCCAUGCUUCUUUUCUCAUUAUCUCUUCAGCAUUUAGCAUCUGCCGUUACACAUUACUCUAUUCCAGAAGAGAUGGAUAUAGGCUCUGUUGUUGCGAGUUUAGCUGUUGAUUUGGACCUUGAUGUGAAAACGCUGAGUAGGAGGAAAAUCCGAUUGGAUAAUAUCGCUAACAAAAAGUACCUUGAUGUAAACAAAGAAACGGGGGAGCUUUUCAUUCUUGAGAGAAUUGACAGGGAGUACCUCUGCAGUGCAAAAUCUGCCGAAACGUGUGUGUUGAAACUAGAUGCCACAAUUGAAAAUCCUGUGCGGAUGUUCAACAUUGAACUGGAAAUACUAGAUAUUAAUGACAAUGCGCCACAGUUUCGGAGAGACACCAUGCAUUUGGACAUAUCUGAAUCCACACCAGUCGGUGAACGGUUCUCUUUAACGAAUGCUGUGGAUCCUGAUCUUGGGUCGAAUUCGAUCAAGACGUAUUAUCUUAGUGAAAGUGACCACUUCAGUAUCGAGAUACAAACUGGGCGAGAUGGCUCGAAAUUUACCGAUUUAAUUCUGAAAAAAGCUUUGGACAGGGAGGAGCAAAGUGUCCAUAGUUUAAUACUCACCGCUGUCGAUGGCGGAGUGCCCGCACGGUCUGGCACAGCAAGUAUAAUAGUAAAAGUGUUGGACACAAAUGACAACGCCCCCCAGUUUGACACGGAUAGGUAUAGCAUACAGCUUUCAGAAAACUCUCCCAUUGGAAGUCUUGUUGUGAAACUGAAUGCAACUGACUUAGAUGAAGGCUCAAACGCAGAUAUCACCUAUCUAUUUAGCCUUUACACCUCCGAGAAAACACAACAAACCUUCACUAUAAAUCCCGAUAAUGGCGAGAUCAGAGUAAAGGAUAUGGUUAAUUACGAAGAUUUUAAAAUAUAUGACAUGGAGAUCAUAGCAAAAGACAAGGGUAUCAAUUCUUUAUCAGGGCAAUGCAAAGUGACCAUAUUGAUUACUGAUAUGAACGACAAUCACCCGGAAAUUUCAGUCAAAUCAUUUCAAAGUACAAUAAAGGAAAAUGUUGAAGUAGAUACUAUCAUUGCUGUUGUAAGUGUUAGCGAUAAGGAUUCUGGAGAAAAUGGAGUUGUUGACAUUAAAAUCAAUAAGAACUUGCCUUUUCUAUUAAGAGAGUCCUCAGACAAUUACUACGAAUUAGUUGUAUCAACACCACUGGAUAGAGAAAAGGUCCCAGAAUAUGAUAUUACAUUUACGGUGACAGACAGAGGCACACCUCAAUUAUCUGAUAACGAGACCAUCACUGUAGAAUUGCUAGACGUUAAUGACAACGUCCCUCGGUUCAAUCAGACGUUUUUCACAAUACCAGUGACUGAGAAUAACGCACCAGGAGCACUACUAGCUGCCCUUACAGCUGUAGAUCCAGAUCUCCAUGAAAACCAGUACCUUGUUUAUUUCAUCAUAGAAAAGGAGAUAGCCAACACCUCCAUGUCCAUGCUAUUCUCUAUUAACCCAGAGAAUGGCAACCUUUACGCACUGAAAACCUUUGAUUAUGAAAUAGAGGAAGAGUUUCUUUUCCACAUCGAGGCCCGUGAUUCAGGCGUUCCUCCUCUCAGCAGUAACGUCACGGUUCAUAUCAUCAUCAUGGACCAAAAUGAUAACACUCCAGUGAUCGUGUCUCCAUGGCGCGCGCAUGGCACCGUAGUCGAGGAAAAGAUCCCCAGGAACACCGAUAAAGGAUCUCUGGUUGCCAAAGUGAUCGCUAUUGACACAGACUCUGUUCACAAUUCUCGCAUAACAUAUCAGUUCCUCCAGAACACCGAUGUCACAUUGUUUAGUUUAGAUCAGUACAACGGAGAGAUCCGGACAAUGAGGAUGUUCAGCUACAGAGACGCGCGUCACCAGCGCCUAGUGGUGAUCGCCAAGGAUAACGGAGAGCCUGCGCUCUCUGCCACCGUGACCAUCAAGCUCUCCACGAUAGAGACCGCUCUGAAAUCCUACGCUGACAUGACUGAAGUGCCUUUGGAAUAUGACAUCUUUUCGGACUUGAAUCUUUAUCUGGUGAUUGGACUGGGCUCAGUGUCAUUCCUGUUACUCAUCACCAUACUGGUCACCAUAGUAAUAAAGUGCCAGAAACCCAAACACAGCAAAGCAGCUCCUCCCAGUAGGAACAGUGUGGCCAGUGACAGGAACUCAGCCUUCGCAGAUUCCACACUCGUCUCCAAUGAUGCAUACUGGUACAGCAUGUUCCUAGCGGAGACGCGUAAAGGGAAGCUGGUUGUGAGACAGCCCGCGCCAAAAGGAUCGCGGUACGUUGUGUCAAGCCUACCCAGAAGCACAGGCCUGUCCGAACCCACAGAUUCAGCUGCAUCUACUUUACAGAAAGGGUGA